Molecule: messenger RNA, 1047 nt
Organism: Loxodonta africana (African savanna elephant)
Lineage: Eukaryota; Metazoa; Chordata; Mammalia; Proboscidea; Elephantidae
Product: olfactory receptor 5M5-like
Exons: 1
Coding region: 109-1047 (312 amino acids)
Biological process (GO): G protein-coupled receptor signaling pathway; sensory perception of smell
Cellular component (GO): membrane
Molecular function (GO): odorant binding; G protein-coupled receptor activity; olfactory receptor activity
Source: RefSeq, a predicted model, not a curated record
AUUUGAGAGAAAAAACUAUCAGAACACAUAAUGGGGUAACAGAUAAAUGACAAAGAAAGUAUUUUUAUUUCAUUUUCUUUAGACUUUAUUGGAAGCCAAGGAAACACGAUGCUGAAGAAAAACCACUCCGACGUGACUGAAUUUAUUCUCCUGGGCCUGACUGACCGAGCUGAGCUGCAGCCUAUACUUUUUGUGGUAUUCCUAGUGAUCUACCUUAUCACAGUAACAGGCAAUGUGAGCAUGAUUUUUUUAAUUAGAAGUGACUCAAAACUGCACACGCCAAUGUACUUUUUCCUCAGUCACCUCUCCUUUGUAGAUCUCUGUUAUGCCACCAAUGUCACUCCGCAAAUGCUGGUUAAUUUCUUAUCUGAGAGAAAAACUAUUUCUUUCAUUGGUUGCGUCAUACAAUUCCAUUUUUUCAUUGCCCUGGUCAUCACAGAUUAUUAUAUGCUUACAGUGAUGGCUUAUGACCGCUACAUGGCCAUCUGCAAACCCUUGUUAUAUGGUAGCAAAAUGUCCAAAUGUGCCUGCAACUCUCUGGUCGCUGCUCCUUACAUUUAUGGCUUUGCAAAUGGACUGGUACAGACUGUACUGAUGCUACGUCUGUCCUUCUGUGGACCCAAUGAGAUCAACCACUUUUACUGUGCAGACCCACCUCUCAUGGUCCUCGCCUGCUCAGAUACCUAUGUCAAAGAAACUGCCAUGUUUGUGGUGGCUGGAUCCAAACUCACCUGUUCUCUCACCAUCAUCCUCAUCUCCUAUAAUUUCAUUUUCACUGCCAUCCUGCGCAUCCGCUCUGCUGAGGGGAGACAUAAAGCCUUCUCCGCCUGUGGGUCCCAUCUCACGGCUGUCACCAUCUUUUAUGGGACUCUGUUCUGCAUGCACCUGAGACCCCCUUCUGAGGCAUCUGUAGAACAGGGGAAAAUUGUAGCUGUAUUUUAUAUCUUUGUGAGUCCUAUGCUAAACCCUUUGAUCUAUAGCCUGAGGAAUAAAGAUGUUAAAAGAGCAGUAAGGAAAGUUAUCCAAAAGAAAUUGUUUGUUAAAUAA